AUGCUCCGCCUGACCACGAUCACGGUUUUUCUGACCUGUGGCAUCGCUUCUGGGUCGGAGUGCUUGGACUGUGCUGGAGAUGAAAUUCAGCUGGUGCAGUUGAAGGAGGUGCACAGCCACCAAGUUGGCAAGAGCAACGCCAACGCAGCCACGCAGGAGGUGGAGUUGGAAGGAUCCGAAAAUGAUCCUCCUCUUUACUGCAGGGACGCAGAGCCACAGUCACCUCGAGACGUGAGCUCGGGGUUUGUGGGUGACAUGCGGGCGCGGAUGAAGCCGCUGGAUGGCGAUGCCAUCAAGGACUUUACUCAGGUAAACCUCCAUUGGCACCUGGGCGCCGAGCACUACAGCAAGGGCGAGUACGACAUCCCUGUCGGAAAGCAUCUCCAUUACCGUCAUGGUGUGCCGGAAUGGGAUGGCCACCCCCUCGUGCCAGAGGGUACGCAGCCGGGCUUCUUCUGCAACCUCAGGCACUACGAUGACUACCUCAAGCCGUACGAUUUCCAAUACUGCAAGCACGCCAAGGUCGGCUACACCUACGAAUUCCACUGGGUCUUCUCCUCCGCAGGGCCACUCGAGAGGGAGUUCCGGAUCUUCAACGGUUUGGGGCAAGCCUUUAAUCGCUCGAAGAACCCGACGGCCAUCGUCCGCGGACAGGUAUGUCGCAUCAUCAACGAUGAGCGCCUGAGGACGGAGGAUCAAAUCGAGGAAGAUUACAACAACUUCAUCGAGCAAUGGCGAGAGCCCUACCUGGGAGAUGCCGUUCGGUAUGUCGGCUCCACUACCGGGCCCUCCUAUAACAACGAGGUUUGCUCGCCGCUCCAGGUCAACUGGCACGUGGACACGAAGUGUUGCACACUCACUGCGCAGACAAUGGACAGGACCUGCCAAAGAAUGGCAGAGCUGGGCCUUACGACGGACUUGGCUCCACAUGGGUCACGAGAAUUGGUGGAUAGGGCGUACUCAUCUGUUGUGGCCUACCCUCUGAACGACGAGGACAUGCGCCACUGA
This is a messenger RNA of Symbiodinium sp. CCMP2592, 1008 nucleotides long. NCBI's taxonomy places the organism in Eukaryota, Dinophyceae, Suessiales, Symbiodiniaceae. The record is from the annotation of a GenBank genome assembly.